AUGAGCUCCGAUAUACAAUCCAAACACCCUUCGGUAUUACAGCGAGUCGCCAAGGUAGCUCAUGCAUGGAAAACAGACUCAAGCAUAUUGCAGUUUUUGUCAUAUUUCUUGACCAAGCCUUCCCCCACCAUUCAAAUGGCAAACGAACGCCAACAUACAGUCUGGCUGUUCGACAAUACGGCGUAUCAGGCACCAGUCACAGGCUCGUCGGAGCGAGUCUUGUGGCGGGCAGAAGUUGUCGCAUGUGUGUUCCAGAAGGACAGCCGGAAGGACCUCAGUAAACUUGUCGCUAUGGUCGCGGAUCUCAUCGGACUGGAUGGAGAGAUCGGCACAGACAAAGAGACUCGCCAUCGAAUAGCGGAGCGACUGGAACCAUUCUUACAUCAUACAGCGCCCGCGCACCUUAUGCUCUUGGAAACACCUUUGCCGAACAAUGCUAUUCAGAUUCACCAACUUGGGCCUACGGAUCAUAGUGGUCUCAUCAGUCAAACGGUGGGAGCAGACAGUCGCCAUAUCACUGAUGGGACAAACAUACGCUCAUAUCUCCGCGGCUGGGACGAAAAGGUAUCGAUGAGCACAACCUUUGCCAGCGCGCAGGGAUGGCUUGUCAUUUCCGACAUCGACGAUACCAUCAAGCACACUAAAACAUCCGAGUCAACUGGCAUCCUUCGCACAACUUUCGUGGAAGAACCCAAGCCGAUCGUUGGGAUGCCUCAGCUUUAUGCCCAGAUACAGCAUGCCCUGACGCCUACGUGGUUUUACCUUUCUGCUUCUCCAUACAACCUGUACCCAUUCCUGCACGGCUUUAUUCACACUCAUUUCAACCCUGGAACCCUGAUACUUCGCGAUACGUCCUGGCUAGAUGUGAGUGAGCUGGUCAAAUCGUUCACCGUAAACACCAUGGAAUACAAAGUGGACCGGGCAGAGAAGAUUCAUGGCUGGUUCCCACAGCGAGAGGUACUUUGCAUUGGCGACUCGACUCAGAAGGACCCAGAGGCAUACGCUGAACUUUACAAGAGACACCCGGAUUGGGUUCGGGCAAUCUGGAUCAGAAAGGUGACGGAUGUUCCUCACUUGGAGGAACAGAAUUCGCCGGGAAGGUUUGAGGCUGCAUUCGAUGGUGUCCCCGAUCAUAAGUGGAAGCCAGCGGACCUCGAGUCGACCACAAUGGACGAAGAACAAAUACCCAUACCACCUACAAUGAGAGCUCUGUACUACCGUCCAGCGUCUACAGCCAUCACCGAUCUCACCUCUUUGGACGCUCCGAGAGUGGACUCUUGCGUUGAAUUCGAUUCCGAAUUUCAGACUCCAUUUCCCUCUGGAAACGAAUACCUCAUCAAAGUCCAGACGGCAGGUUUUUGCCAUGAUGAGUUGCGGCUAGUUGCUACCUUAAACCCAUCUAAAUCCAUCCCUCAAAUUCCUCUGCACUGCUUUUGCGGUACGGUCAUCCGUACACCCCGGCAUGACAAAUGGAAUCCAGGCGGUCCGAAAUUCCAAGUUGGUGACGUUGUUUUCGGGCUGGUCAACUACACCCGUGACGGUGCCGCAGCAGACUACGUCGUUGCCUCGGAAGAUGAGAUCGCUCUGAAACCGAGGAAUAUCAGUGCUGCCGAGGCGGCUACGAUCCCGCUGCCCGCACUCACAGCCUGGCAGUCUCUCUUCAAAUACGCCGGCUUCAUUCCCGAAGAUGUCAAGGAAAUGAAACGACAACUAAGGGUACUGGUCACGAAUUCUCGGAACAACGAAGUUGGUGCCCAAGCCUUGCAGCUACUCCGAUCACGUACACUAUUCCCUCAUCACCUGCCAUGGGUCUGCGCAACCUGUGAUGCGCAAGAUCAGGAGAACUACUUGCGCCAAGAGCACGGGAUUGACGAAGUUCUCUAUGCUCCGCUCCCUCUCCCGCAAGAGUAUGAUCUAGGAGCGAUCUUCCGCAAGCGACGCUGGGAUGCUGUUGACCUCGUCAUUGACUGCGCUGGCCGCCAAAUGUUCCAACAAGCUCAUUCCCCGCGUGUCAUCAAGUCGAAUGGUGCUGUAGUGACAGCCGUGGACUCCACCCCGGCCGAGAACCGGGACGCCGAGGGAAAUGCCGAACCGCCCAAGAAUGGAGUUUUCAGCCGCUUCGUUGCGGUGAAGCCGGAUGGAGAAGCAUUGGAACGCAUCGCUCAGUUAGUGGAAGAGAAUGUGGUCCGAGGGCGCGUGGAAAGCAUCUACGACAUACACCGAGGGGUCGAGAUGUUAGCUUCGGGGGCCGUCGGCGCGGGGGGUGGACGACGAGGUGGCAUGAUGGUGAUUCAUAUCAAUUGAACUCGUCGACCUUUUUUUUUCUCUUCUUCUGAUUAGACUUUCACUUUUUCUCGCUCAUUUCAGCCUUGAAUUCAAACUUCACAACUCCCCUGUUUUUGAGACGUGCAUGUAUUCGUUCUGUCUGUAUUAUAGUGCAUUUCAGCAGACUCGG
Molecule: messenger RNA, 2455 nt
Organism: Aspergillus homomorphus CBS 101889
Lineage: Eukaryota; Fungi; Ascomycota; Eurotiomycetes; Eurotiales; Aspergillaceae
Exons: 2
Coding region: 1-2304 (767 amino acids)
Cellular component (GO): actin cortical patch
Molecular function (GO): phosphatidate phosphatase activity; oxidoreductase activity
Source: RefSeq, a predicted model, not a curated record